UGUUGUAAGCGGUUUUAAGCUGAGUUUUUCACUUUUUUUUUGUUGUUAUUGUGAUUGUGAUUGUUGUGUUUAUGGCAUCCCCAUGCAGACAGCUGCGCCCGCAGCUCCCAAAGUGCCUCUUACCCCUACUAAUCCCACUCCUAUGGCUACUGUUAGCCAGCCAUCAGUCACAUGCUCUGGAAUUCAUGGAUGCGGAUGAGUCAGCGACGGAUCAUGAUAAUGUGGGAGAUUCCGCCGAAUUGCCCCCGUCCUUUCACAGCUAUUCGAGAGAUACCAUCGCCAAUUUCAAUCCACACAAACAAGAUGCACAUUUCCGUACGCUCUGGGAGCGAGUUCCACUGCAAAAACAGGAGGUUAUCAAACGUAGAUAAUUCAUCUUUGUAUAAUCAUAGCUUUAACUAUGUCAUAUGAAAAUGGAGUUCUAUGUGGAACAAAUCUGUCUCAAGAUUGUUGACGACCAAUUAACAAUUAAAAUUGUAUGUUUAAAUUACCCUAUGAUAUUAUUCGAUAAUAUAUCUUAACCUCGUUAUGUCUAUAUAACAUUAAUUGGUAUUUAAAUGAUCUGACGAGUUAAGCUGUGGAUAAUGGUAGAAAGAAACACAAUAAAUAUACAUUUCACUUA
Messenger RNA from Drosophila innubila, 622 nucleotides. RefSeq lists its product as uncharacterized. The record is from RefSeq and is a predicted model, not a curated record. Bases 72 to 371 code for a protein of 99 amino acids. NCBI's taxonomy places the organism in Eukaryota, Metazoa, Arthropoda, Insecta, Diptera, Drosophilidae. The transcript has 2 exons.